CGCGGGGCGCUCCCGGCGCGGGGCGGCAGCAGCAUGGGCCGGCGGGGCCGCGCCGCGCCCGCGCCCUCUCUGCCUCCGCGCCCCGGCGCCCCGCACCGCCCGCCCUGCUAGAGGCGCUGCCCGCCGCCGCCAUGGGCUCCCACCUGCCGCCGCAGCAGCAGCGCCCGGAGCCCCAGCUGGUGCUGCAGCUGGCGGCCGGGGCUCUGCAGGCGCAGAACUUGGAGCUGUCGGGCGGCGGCCUGGGGCCCGAGUGGCAGGUGCUGCUCGGGCGGGCCGACGCGCUCGCCUAUGGCGGGCGGCUGCACGAAGCCCUGCCGCUCUACCAGCUGGCGUCCCGCCACCAGCAGCUGCGGGCGGAGCAGCUGGAGAAGCUGGUGGAGUGCCUGGCGCAGAGCGUCCGGAUCAAAGAGGGGCUGCCCGCCGCCGGGAGCGGCCCCCCACAGCCCCGCGAGUGGGACGUCUUCAGGUGCCGCAAAUGCCAGGGCUUCCUCUUCGAGCCCGUUUCCUUGCCUUGCGGACACACGUUCUGCAAAAAGUGCCUGGAGAGGGACCGGGCGGCCGAGUCCCGCUGCGUCCUGUGCAAGGAGGAGGGCAGCGCGGCGGCCGGGCAGCUCCUGCGGGUCAAUGUCAUCCUCAGCAACCUGCUGGCCAAGUGGUUCCCCUGCCAAGUGAAGGCUUCGCAGCUCAGGCACGAAGGGAACCUCCUGUACAAGGAGAAGAAGCUCCAAGCCGCCCUGCAGAAGUACAACGAGGCGGUCAGCCUAGCUCCAAAUGACCACUUACUAUACAGCAACCGGUCCCAGAUAAACUCUACUUUGAAAGCUUGUGAAGAUGCGUUGCAUGACGCAGAAACAGCCUGCAAACUCCAGCCGUACUGGUUGAAAGGUCACCUAAGGAAAGGACAAGCAUUAGCUAAUCUGGGGAAAACAGAAGAAGCUUUAAGAGAGUUUCUAUUCUGCCUUGCUCUAGAUACGGGGAACAAGACGGCCAAGUCUGAGGCACAAAAGGUAAAUGUGGAACAGAAAAAGGGUUUUCCCAUUCAAGAGGAACCAAACGUAACUACUUCUGGUAGCUUGAGGAAAUCUAUACAAAUUACAGAGAUCAAAAAGGACUGCUCAGAGGAAGAGAACAAACUCACCUCCGUGCCAGAGUCUGCCUUCCUCCUUUCUGAGAAGUGCAGCCUCCUGAAAAGGAAGUGCUGCUCAGAGGAGAUGCGAAAUGCGGAGGUACCCUGCAAGCUGAUGAAGAAAGAUACAGUUGAUACUAAGGGAAAUAGUACUGGACAACAUAUUCCAUUUGAAUUUGUGGAUCCGUCAGAUUUGGACUGUUCCCUGUGUAUGAGGCUCUUCUAUGAACCUGUCACUACACCCUGUGGACACACCUUCUGUCUGAAAUGUCUUGAGAGAUGCCUGGAUCACAACCCAAAAUGUCCCCUGUGCAAGGAAGGGCUCUCAGAGUGCUUGGCUAUGAGGAAAUACUGUAAAACAGUACUAAUGGAGGAGUUAAUAGCAAGAUAUCUUCCAGAGGAACUCACUGAAAGAAGAAAGAUUUAUGAAGAGGAAAUAGCAGAGCUUUCCAACCUAAAUAAGAAUGUUCCUAUAUUUGUCUGCACAAUGGCUUAUCCUACAGUCCCAUGCCCUUUGCACAUCUUUGAGCCGUGUUACCGCCUGAUGAUUCGAAGGUGCAUGGAGACUGGCACCAAACAAUUUGGGAUGUGUAUCAGUGACCCUGUAAAGGGGUUUGCAGAUUAUGGCUGCAUUCUGGAGAUAAGAAAUGUUGAAUUCUUUGCUGAUGGCCGCUCUGUUGUAGAUAGCAUUGGCAAGAGGAGAUUUAAGGUGAUACAGCACAGCCAGCGUGAUGGCUAUAAUACAGCGGAUAUUGAGUACAUUGAGGAUCAAAAGGUGCAAGGACAGGAGUAUGCUGCAUUACUUGUUCUCCAUGAUUCUGUCUAUGAUCAGGCAUAUAUGUGGUUUAACUCCCUCAAGCAAGCACUCAAAAGUCGAAUUCUCAGUCAUUUUGGUCCAAUGCCAGCUAAGGAUCCUGACCCACAGUCUAACCCUAAUGGGCCAGCCUGGUGCUGGUGGGUCCUGGCUGUCCUUCCACUUGAGAACAGAGCUCAGCUCCCUUUCCUUGCCAUGAAAUCCCUCAAAGACCGCUUGAAUGGCAUCAGACGUGUCCUUACAUUCAUGUCUCGUACAAGAUCACGGUGAUGGUGAGAAGGAGAGCUGUGAAGUCUCCCACAGUACUUGACUGUAGACUGUCUCUUGUAACUUCAUCUAACUGCAAUAAUGUCUUACAGAUUUGAGUGUCAGGAUGUUUCAAGCCUGAAUUUCAAAGAAAAUGAGUUAUUAAGAGCAAGGGAUGUUUAUGGAUACUUUAAUAGUUUCCAUUUGGAACUCUGAGAUGAUUAUUCAAUCACUGCACUGCUAAAUUAAUAACAAAUGUGAUAGAACAAAAAGUGAUCUUGUUUGCCAUAAACCUUUUAAAAAGCUUAAGAGGUUUUUUAAUUUAUUUUAUUUUUAUUUUUUUAGUGGAUAAAGGAUAAACUGUGCAGUUUAAUGUGAAGCAGAAAUAAUAAUGUUAAUGCAUUAUUUCAGUGAACUGCAAAGUCUUUUAUUCCAAAUGGUUCAGGUUUUAUAUAGCAUUGUGUAAAAUAAUGUUCACAACUUCCGUUUGAUAAUUUAUUUUUGCACUAUGAUUUUUUUGUUUCAAAAUGUAUAUUAUUUAUGUGUUCAUUCUCUAAAGGAAAGUGAGCUGCUCUAUUUAUUUACAGUGUUUUUACCCUGUAUUUAUGACUGGGGGCAAAAUGAUGAUUCUAGCAGUGCACUAGCAAAACUGCUUUGAUAAUGUUUCAGAUAUUUGCGUUCAAAUACUUUGAAUGUUUUUCUACUUAUCCCCAGUUCUACUGUAGCCUAAGAAGGAUUUCCUCUCCAAAACAGCCUGCCAUGAAGUUUUUGAAUACACAGGUUAUGUCUGAGAAUAUUCAAGCACAGUUGUUGGAGCUUGAUCCUAUGCUUGCAACUAGGCUCUUGCUGUCACAAGAGUCAAGCACAUGCUUAACGUUGAAGCAUGAGUGUUUAAGUGCUUGGGUAAAUUCACGUAUUGAUCAGUUAACGGCAGUGGGAAUUGGCCAUAGUGGUGACAGAAGGAUCUAUCCCCUAAUUUUUCACAGAACAGAGAAUGACUCUGAGUUGAAUUUGUAUCUGAACUCUUUCUUGCAAGAAUGGAUAAUGGCUACAAACAACUGCGAAGAAAGAGCCACAAUAUAUGAAAAGCGGCUUCUCCUAAAGAAAACGGGAAGUACUAGUAUCAUUUCAUUGUAGGUUACUACAUAGAUUUAUUUUUUUGUUUUGUUUUUACAUCAACUCUUGUUGCUGUUAAGAUCAGUUUUAUUUCUUUUUUUAAUUAUUUGAUGGGAUUUGGCUUUGGAGUGUGUGUAUGUGGGGGGAGGGAGUUACUUUGAACUGUAGGACUCAGAGGGCAGUUUGUCACAUGAGAAGGAAUGUUGUAAUAAAUGCUAUUUAUUUCACCCCAAUCUUCAGGUUUCUGUUAGCUUCAAAUCUCUACCCAGCCAUUGCAUUUCUCUUAAGAGAUUGGGUAGUGUUGCUAAAAAUAAACUCCCAAGGAAAACAAGUGAUUUUUAGCAUGAUUACUUCUGGCUAUAAAGCAGGUAAAAAUAGGGCAGAAAUGAGAAUACGAAGUAUCUUGGGUUUGAUUCCUUUUUUUUUUUUUUAAUCAACAGUUCAUAUACUUGUUUUGCUGCUUUUAUUGCUUUCAGUGUACUGCUCUCUGGGACUGAUCUUGCCUCCAUCUGACUUUGACUUUCACUGAUUUCAAUGUGAGCAGAACUGGGCCUUUUAUUCUAAGCUACUGUUUUCCUUUUCAGUGGCAAAAAAAAAAAUAGAUUAAAUUGAGAAUGUUAUGGAAUGCUACAAACUUCUUUGUUAUUUUUACCCACGGUAGCACUGUUUGCCAUUCCAUGCCUUUAUGGAAAAAUGUGGUAGAAUUUAAUGUCAAUUUUCUGUGUGGUUUUUUUCCAUCAUCAUCUCAUCCAUCAGAAAUAUUUAUUAGUUAAAAGUAAUUUCCAUACUGUUUCCAUAAAACUACCUUUGUUCCCCCUCAUGUUAAAUUCUAUGGAACUUUUCCAUAAGGGUACCAAAGAAACGAAUGGAAGACAAACGUGUUUCAACCUUGUGAUGCAAAUGGCAUAUGUAUCCUGUGUUUGCAUUGAGCUACUCUAGAAAUGCUACAACUUAUUUCCAUACUGCUAGAUUGCUGCGCUUCUUCCCUAGGUGGUACUUUACGUGCUUCUCUGUAAACAAUGUAUAGAAAUACAUACAUAGUCUGAACAAUGACAAGUGUAUGGUGGCUGACACCUGCUAUGGCAUUUGUCUUCAUGAGUCAACAACAAAGUUAUUUCUACUUGUUUGGAAGUGAAGCUGCAUUAAAUGCAAUUCUUCCUUAAACCAUUAUGUAUUAUUGCAUAACAUAAGGGGCCCAUAUUGCUCCCAUAGAAAAAAGCUGUCACUCUGUUACUCUUAUCUGUGAGAAAAGGACCUUAAAUAUCUAUUUUAAACUGUUUUCUCACUGACCUCAUUGUUCUCUUUCCCUGCAUGCCACAUCUUCUACAUACUCAUAUUCUGCCUAUUUUGUUGAUUUAGAAAUUGGCAGGGAAAGAAUCCUUGAUUUUAAAAGUGAGUAUUGUCUUUUCUAUUACCCUUGAGUAAAGCUGCCAGGAUUUCCUAAGCCGAAACUCAUGUACGUGCCCUGUAUCAUGAAUGCCCAGUGCAUUUGUUGUAACCUGGAAACACUGGACCUACUGCAUGUAAUGCAUACAGUUGAUCUGUGUAUGCACCACAAAUUGAGCCCAUCAGGAAAGUUCAUCUGUACAUGUGCAGUAGCAUUCUGUCUGGGACUGCUCUAUGGCCGCACAUCCUGGAUUAAUAGCUAAAGUCUGCAAAUUCCUUUAGAAGAAAAAAAAAUAUUGAGAAACAGAUUUGCUAGAGAACACAAAUCCAGUAAAAACUGGACAAGGAGUAGCCUUAGCCUUCAGUGAGUUGAGACAGUAAAGUUUCAGUAAUGAGGUUUAAAAACAAAAAAAAAAUCUUUUAGUUAUGCCACAGUAUUGCUCGUUUGUUUAGUUGUAUUAAUCAGUACAAGGAUAUAAAUGCAAAAUUUAUUACAGGCAUGAAUAAACAGCUUUUAAAAUACCUUCACUUUAAUUAUAGAAACAGAAUAUAGAUCAUAUAAAAUACUAAUUGGGGGAGUAUUUUAUUUAAGCUUUUCACAUCUUUCUAGACACCUAGUCUAGUCCCAUAACCAGUCUUGCUCAGCUGUUAAAAAAAAAAAAAAAGUCCUGACUUGAACUUGCAUUUCCUGUGGCCAGAAGUAUUGAUUAAUCUUUGUUGGGAGGGCAUGAGUAAUGCGUAGGGUUCUUGCUAGUUCUUCAAAGUCUGUUUCCAUUGACCCUAGAUCACUGACUUAGGAUUACUAAAAUCAAUAGAAAAUUUUUUUAUUUCCAAGCAAAUGUGAUCAGUCCCCCUCAGAAAAAAAAAAAAAACACAACCCUGGGGGGGGAAUACAAAAAAGCAAGUUUUCUGGGAUGGGGGCUGAGAGGGAACCAAGAACAGAUCAAACUAUAACUAAGUGCCAGUCUUUUAGGCAGUAUCACCUAAACAUCUCCCAGAGACUUCUUGAAAGUUUUAGACUUGCAUGAUAAUAAGAUACGGUUUUGUUAAUUUGAAAACUCUUCACUUUUCUGUAAAUGAAAUAUUUAACAAAAUACGUUAAAAUAAAUAACAAAGACUGGCUGUAUCACCUUUCCAAAUCUCUGUACAUAUACGUUAUAUGGUUUCUAAUUAAAAACAGAGAAGUUUUCUGCAGGAAUUAAUACUAAUUUUUCAUUCCCCUAUAUAGGCAGACAUGACACAGAAAAUAACUUUGCUUUGUCUUAUAUGUUCCUUUGUCUAGCAAUAACUUAAGGGGUUAUGUUUCCAUGAAAAUAGCCGUUAUCUUGGCUAGCAUGACUUGGCUGAAAGUAAAGGACUGGAUUAAUCAAGAAAAAUCAUGAAACCUUACAGUGAACUUGGACACAGUUGUGGAAAGUAGUUUUAAUAAUGAAAUGAUAAAAUGGUGUGAGAUAGGCCAUUAUCAUGCUAAGUCUUAAGUGACAUUCUGGUGUUAGUUGUAACAGUUCCUUUUAUGUUAUUUUUUUUAAGUGCUGAUAUCUUAUCUUCCAUUACUGUGUAGCACUAAGAGAUACCAGCUGUCACACUGAAUGGCUGACCUAUUGCUUGGCCUAUCCUUCUGUCCCGUAUGACUAACAGAACACCUGAACCAUGGAUUUCUUAAUCCAAAGAUUAUUUUAAUCUAAAAAAAAAAAAAAAAUCAUGUGGAUUUGGAUGUAGCAGGUCUUGCUUAAUCGGUGCUGUAGAGAAAGAGAUUUAUAAAAUUUUGUUUUAGACAAUCUUUUCAUAGAAUCAUAGAAUAGCAGGUUGGAAGGGACCUCAAAGAUCAUCUGGUCCAACCUUUCUUGGCAAAAGCACCCUGUCCAGCCAAAUCAUAAGUGUCCAAUGUUGGGGAAUCCACCACUUCCCUGGGGAGAUUAUUCCAAUGGCUGAUUGCUCUCAUUGUGAGAAAUUUUUCUCUUUAUGAUUUCUACUUGGUGCUGAAGUUUUACUGGUGUUUAAAUUAAUGAUGGAUAGGAGUUAUAUCUCAAUGCACUGUUUAGGAAUGGAGAACAUGUUCACAAACUCUUAUUUAAAAAAACCCAUGUAAAUUAACUACGGGGGGGGUUGUGCAUAAAAGCCCAAUGGAACUAUAUGCGCUUAGGGUAGUGCUCCCCAUUCCCCCGAGUCCUACAUCAGACGAACUCAGCCCCUGCUUAGUUCUCAUCUAAUUUGUCAGCUUCACAACCUAACUUGUAACUGGUGCAGCGCAUGGUUUAGGAUCUGGGGUUUAUUCCAAAGCCCAGUAAAUCACUGAAAGUCUUAUAGCUAAAGAAAAAUGGUUGUUUCGGCAAAGUCACUAUUCUGAACCACCUUGCUAAAUAAAUAUUGUCUGGGUACAAGAAACUAAUCUGCUUAGACAGGAUUAAAAUGGUGGAUAAUAAAAAACCGAACUAUUACAUUGACUUACUCAUCCAGGUAUCAUGUGAAGUGCUUACUAAUGUUGGAGUUUCAUAAGGUCUAAAGUAACCCUCACAUAGAAGUGCCUGUAUUCUGUUAUUGCCAUUCUUGAGCUUUUUAAUAGAGUCAUAGCCAUAUAUUUUAUAAAUAUAAACAUAUGCACCUUUAAAUCUUUACAUUCAAUUUGCAGAACAAAGGUUUACAGAGCAGAAGUGUAGCAAAACCAAUGUAAUAGCUUCUAUAAUUCCCUGGUGAGGAACGGGAGAAGUACAAAAAUGAGGAGCAAAAGACUAUCUGUGUAAGAUGUCUUAAUUUGGCACCAUAUACUUGUCCAAUUUAAUUCCAUCAAGCUAUGUGGUUACAAGAGUGCCAGAAAUAUAUCUAUCAAGCCAUUUUAAAUAAAGUUUUGUGGACUUGUAUAUUCCAUUUGUUUGUAAAACAUCCUUUUGUGCACUGUAAUGAACUUGAAAUGAAACUUAAGUUAUACUCUCAUAUCACUGAACAGAGUACUGUUCAGCUACCUCUACAUAAGGUUGAAGUAAUUUGUUUUUUUUCCAGAUUUGUUCACAUUGUCAUAUAAAAUAUAUUUUAAAAAAAAUCAUAGUCCAAAGAACCUGUAUGUGUUUGUAGAUGUACUUAUAACUAUGUUGUACCAGCAAAGUCUGUGUGAAGAGUUGUUUGCUAAUUAAAAUUUUUGUGUUCUUUA
Molecule: messenger RNA, 7833 nt
Organism: Grus americana (Whooping crane)
Lineage: Eukaryota; Metazoa; Chordata; Aves; Gruiformes; Gruidae
Gene: LONRF3
Product: LON peptidase N-terminal domain and ring finger 3
Exons: 11
Coding region: 132-2210 (692 amino acids)
Molecular function (GO): protein binding
Source: RefSeq, a predicted model, not a curated record